Molecule: messenger RNA, 576 nt
Organism: Drosophila albomicans
Lineage: Eukaryota; Metazoa; Arthropoda; Insecta; Diptera; Drosophilidae
Gene: mRpL36
Product: 39S ribosomal protein L36, mitochondrial
Exons: 2
Coding region: 105-497 (130 amino acids)
Biological process (GO): translation; ribosome biogenesis
Cellular component (GO): mitochondrial large ribosomal subunit; ribosome
Molecular function (GO): structural constituent of ribosome
Source: RefSeq, a predicted model, not a curated record
CAUGCUAUUUGAAUUUUAAGUGUUGACUAGUGGAAAUAAAAUAAAAUUGUUGGCAGCACUACGCUUUUAACAUUUAUAGUUUGGCAACACUCAUACAAUCAGAGAUGUCGUUCGCAAGCAAACUUUUACAUACCAGCGUUCGGCUGUGGAAUGGAAUUAGCGCCACCAGGAGCUUCCAUGCUCUCGUGCGUCCCACCAUUGCAACAUCUUCGCCGGCUCAAAAUUCACUUGUCCAUCAACAGCAAUUAAAUGGAACAAAUAACCAGGUUGUGCCGUUGCUUUCGCCAAUGAAUACACUGGUGCAACAAGUGGCCGGAUUUAAGGUGAAAGGACGUCUAAAGCGGCGCUGCAAGGACUGCUUAAUUGUCGUGCGUCAGGAGCGUGGUUAUGUCAUCUGUCCAACGCAUCCGCGGCACAAGCAAAUGUCUAUGAAGAAACGUGACUACAAGUCGUGGCUGUUAACACAUGCUACACAAUCCAAGGAAAGGGGCUUUUAGUUCAAUAAAUACGAAAACUUAUAAUUAAAAAAUAAAACCAAAACACAUGUUAGUUUGUUAAAAUAAAAGGCUUUUAUUU